AUGAACAACGACACUGACGAUAUGCACCCCAUGGCUUUUUUCGAGUUUCCCGAGGAGAUGCGUGUCACCGAAGUUGAGAUAGGGAGUGCUUUGAGUUACGAUUGCGAAGACCAAUUCUACCAGCAGAACUUUUGGGCCCCAAACAGGGCAAAUGCCGCAUUUCACAGGAACCAGACUUUCACCGACCCCUCAGACGACGCAGCACUUCCAAGAAGGCGACUGCAGUUUAAUGUCGGGAUGUUAUGGGAACAUUUACUUCGGAAUCGGAUUGUAAUCGUGUUCGUGGUAGUAAAAGAACUACAAGUUAGUAAAUUAUAAACAAUUUAGUAGUGAACCACCUGUACCUGAGCAUCUUCAUCUCUCUACUGCUUUAGACUUCCGUUUUCUUCUGCUCAUCUUAUCUCUAACCCCCAUUUCUUCCGGUGGCAAAUGCCAAUCCUCCGAUGUUACGCCGCACACACCCCGCUCUCUCGCAUCGUGCAAGAAAAUCGAUAAAUGGUGCUACAAAGAGAGGACUGGGUUUGACCAAGAUGCAAAUCCUGCCAUCCCAGACGAUAAGCAGACCAAAACAACGAACGCAACUGGCCACGAGUUCAUUGUAUCCGAAAGAGGUGAAGACUUUAGGACGAUUUAAUUUCUCUCUCUCUCUCAUCACUACACAACGAGCUUCAUCUCCAGACACACCAUCACGAUCUUCACAAGACGCACUGCACUUGCUACCUUCAAUGUAAUGGUGCCUACUUCUUAUGCUAUUAUAGUGGAGUUGGAGUUGGACGUAAACGUACUAUUUCGAUUUUUCUUCUUUGUAUUCUCUACAGUAGAGUUGGACGUAAACGUACUAUAGAUUUUUCUUCCUCCUCGUUCAUCCCUCACGUCGACGUAUCGAUCAAGCGUUGUCCACGCGCCUUUACUGGGAAAACUCUCGUAAUAGAAUGGCCCUAUUGGGGUGCACUGCCGCAACGCUAUACGAUACGGGAGAUUCGGGUUAGAGGUUACGUUUUACCAGAUAACUACGAUUCCAACGCGGAUGAUAUGCCUUAUGAAGGACAAGAACUCAUUUUGCUCUACCCUUUCACAACUGGGAGUGCAUGUACUGGACAGCUAGGACAACUCUCUCACUUCCAACGAUGAUGUGGCAGGUCUACUUUGAAUACUCAACAACGUGCUGAUGUUGAUGACGCAACAUUGCGUUUUUAGCGUUCAUGUAGUUUCUGACUGUGAUUCAUUAUGUCGUGGAAGAUCAUCAGUUUCUUGAGUCGUGUUCUUGUUGUCUUCUAGAGCACAGCUACUUCUAGACGUCACAAACUUCUCUUCUAAUCCCCCAACGAAGGCGAACAAGAUGACACCGACCCUUCUGUGGACAGCGACCCUUCAGCUGUCACCGGUGACUCAGAUAGCACAACAGCUAAGGAUGAGGCCGCGAAAAAGACAAGUACCCUGGGAACUGACAUUGCCCGUUUUCUAUUCAUCAUGAUAGCUUCAUUUGCGGUUGGAGGACUCGGAAGUUUCCUAUUUUUUUCAUCACAGACGAGUUGUACUUCUUCUUCUGGUACAACAGAGGAAACGACUGUAGCUGCACCAACAUCAAGACCUCCCAAUUAUGCAGCACCAGCGGAUGGACUAGCAGAGCCGUUGAUAGAAUUAGAAGCAGACUCAAGUCCUCUCGUAGAUGAUCCACCGCUAGCUGUCGACGAGUUGUCAGGUGAGGCAGCAGUGUCAGAGUCAGCGGAGCCAGGAGAAGCAGCUGACGUCCAACCCGCUGCAGAGGCCUCUGGAGCAGAAGAAUCAGCUGGAAGUGAUGCGCCGGCCUCUGGAGCGGAGGAGUCAACUGGAGGUGAAUAUGCACCAGGAGAAGCUGCUGACGCACCAGGAGCUUCAGGAGGUGAACAAGAAGCCCAGCAGCAGGUGCCUGAAUCUGGUGGAGACCCAGGAGAAAAUGCUUCUCCUGAAGCAUGAUACAUGAAGUAAUACUUCUCCAAGAGCAAAACUUUGUUGAUUUUCGAGUUGGAGAUUCGUUUACGCAUGAGAACAUCAUUUGCAUGGUGAUAAUACUCUCAAUCUAGCGCGGGAGGUGGAGGUGCCCUUAUAUCUAGUUACGUCUUCAAG
Molecule: messenger RNA, 2106 nt
Organism: Amoebophrya sp. A25
Lineage: Eukaryota; Dinophyceae; Syndiniales; Amoebophryaceae
Source: the annotation of a GenBank genome assembly